Molecule: messenger RNA, 863 nt
Organism: Myiozetetes cayanensis
Lineage: Eukaryota; Metazoa; Chordata; Aves; Passeriformes; Tyrannidae
Gene: IFT20
Product: intraflagellar transport 20
Exons: 4
Coding region: 114-512 (132 amino acids)
Biological process (GO): intraciliary transport; protein localization to cilium; centrosome localization
Cellular component (GO): centrosome; cilium; Golgi apparatus
Source: RefSeq, a predicted model, not a curated record
GUCGCGGGGCUCUGGCAGGGCCCGCUCGGUGCUCGGAGCCGUCGCGGGGCUCUCUCAGGGCCCGCUCGGUGCUCGGAGCCGUCGCGGGGCUCUGGCAGGGCCCGCUCGGCCCGAUGGCGCAGGCGGCGCUGGGCUCGGCAGGGCUGCACUUCGACGAGCUGAACAAGCUGCGGGUGCUGGAGCCCGAGGUGGCGGCGCAGACAGCGCAGCUCCGCGAGGAGUGCCGGGCCUUCGUGGACAAAACAGAAGAAUUUCAGAAAAUAGUGGGCAGCUUGAUUGAGCUCGUUGACCAACUGGCCAAAGCUGCAGAAAGUGAGAAGAUGAAGGCCAUCGGCGCACGGAACCUGCUGAAGUCGAUCGCAAAGCAGAGAGAGGCUCAGGAGCAGCAGCUCCAGGCUUUGAUAGCCGAGAAAAAGAUGCAGCUGGAAAGGUACCGGAUCGAGUACGAGACUCUGUGCAAAAUCGAAGCGGACCAGAAUGAAUUCAUUGACCAGUUCAUUUUCCAGAAAUAGAGGAUUUUAAGAUAAAAACCAGCUCACUUGGAAACUUGACCAUUCCAGAAUCUUGAGAAUUUCAGAAAUAUGCAAUUUCCACUGUGCAGGAGUGCAGAUGGUUUGUGCAAUGGAGGGGCUUUACCUUGGUGUGAAUGUCCCAGCCGUGGCAAUAAGGAGGGCUGACAGCUCACAGCUGCACACACUGUUCUGGCCUUUAUUUUAUACCAGUUUUAUACAGUCAGUAGUUCUAAUUCAAAUUACAGUUGAAUUAAUGCUACUGGUGCUCUGUCGUGUCUCUUUUUGAACUUUACAGCUCUUUCAAAGAAAUUGGGAAAUAAAUUAUUGUUCUCAGACUUUCUGGCUGUACCA